CGGAGGGCGGGGCCGCGCGGGCCUUCCCCGGGCCGAGCUGCGCUGCGGGGUUUUGGCCAAAUUGGGCACAAAAUAGCCACUUACCCCUUCUCACCGAGGAAGAGCGGGAGAAAGGGUAUGGCGCCGGCUCAAGGCUGGGUGAGACGGUACUUCAAGGCCUUCUGUAAAGGCUUCUUCGUGGCGGUGCCGGUGGCCGUGACCUUCCUCGAUCGGGUGGCCUGCGUGGCGCGAGUGGAGGGAGCAUCCAUGCAGCCCUCGUUGAAUCCUGGAGGGAGCCAGUCGUCUGACGUGGUGCUUCUGAACCACUGGAAAGUGAGGAACUUUGAAGUCCAACGUGGUGACAUUGUGUCAUUGGUUGAUUACGGCUCUCAGCGACUUGCCAAAUUGAUGGGACUUGGCAGGAGAAAAAUAAGCAGUUGAAAAUGCGGGAGAUGAAGUUUUCCGGGUUUCACAGCAUCACUGCGCUAAACUGCUGACGUGGAGCGAGACACGCUCACCUGUGGCCUUGCUGUGUGUGCACGCGGGUGGUUUCGGGGGGCCAUGGAACAGUGGGAUCCUUGCACUAAGUGAGCUGCUGUCACUCGUGACUUGUGUGAUUCCCUUGGCAUUUCAUUGUCUAAAACCAUAUCCCACUUCACCAUUGUAUUUGUUACUAUUAUAGCAGAUCCAGGUGCACGCGCUGUCAGACUCACUCCUCAAUGCUGCCUGGUGGGCCCAGGUGUGGCUGUGACAAUGCUUCUGUCCCUCAAGGCGACUCGAAAUCCUUCGGUGCUUCGUUACUUUAUUCUUUUCACUGGUUUCCACUCGCUGCGUAAGGGGGGCUGACUGUAAUGAAAAAAGCCAGAUCUGAUGGACAGCGUCAAUGAUCAGUUGUCCGACCCCCUGGCCUACGCUAGCUCUGGCCACAGAGCAGUACUGCCUGGGAAAUUGGGGUCAGGCAGACCCAUGUGUCCCCCCCAGUGCGGUCCCCUGUCUUCCUACCACGCCAGCUGCAGGGGCCUGAGGGGUGCUUCACGCUGGUCCCCAGCCGGCUGGGGUUCUUCAUCAUCUCACACACUUGGGCUCUCCAUGCCUGGUGUUAAGAUCCAUUUUAUUCCCUUCCUGACACAGAAUUUAAACAUACUCUUUUCUGUCACUUCCACAAUGUCAAUAUAUGACUAGCUGACUAAUCCGAUGAAUUGGUUAAAGAGGAUGUGUUCACUGAUUAAAGGUCAUAACUUGCACCUGAA
Molecule: messenger RNA, 1229 nt
Organism: Myotis lucifugus (little brown bat)
Lineage: Eukaryota; Metazoa; Chordata; Mammalia; Chiroptera; Vespertilionidae
Gene: IMMP2L
Product: inner mitochondrial membrane peptidase subunit 2
Exons: 5
Coding region: 118-420 (100 amino acids)
Biological process (GO): mitochondrial respiratory chain complex assembly
Cellular component (GO): mitochondrial inner membrane peptidase complex; membrane
Molecular function (GO): serine-type endopeptidase activity
Source: RefSeq, a predicted model, not a curated record